Molecule: messenger RNA, 1224 nt
Organism: Helobdella robusta
Lineage: Eukaryota; Metazoa; Annelida; Clitellata; Rhynchobdellida; Glossiphoniidae
Exons: 11
Coding region: 1-1224 (407 amino acids)
Biological process (GO): DNA replication-dependent chromatin assembly; nucleosome assembly
Cellular component (GO): CAF-1 complex; nucleus
Molecular function (GO): protein binding
Source: RefSeq, a predicted model, not a curated record
AUGAAAUUUUUCACUCCUGAAAUAUCCUGGCAUGGUCGAGAUCCACUGUACAGUGUAGAUCUGCAGCCAAUUGAUGGAAACAUUCAGCGUUUAGCAACAUGUGGCAUGGAUAUCAACAUUAUGAUUUGGAAAGUAGACCUGAAUAGUAAUGAUCUUGCUCGCAUUUCUUACUUAUCUACAUUGUCCAGGCAUUCAAAGACAGUAAAUGUUGUCAGAUUUUCACCAGAUGGAAAGUUAUUAGCCUCAGGUGGAGAUGAUUCCUUGAUUAUGUUGUGGCAACUUACUACACAUGAACCUGCGAACCCAGCAUUUGAUUGUGAUGGCGUAAUUCCCUCUGAAAGCUGGACUGUAGUUAAAUGCCUCAGGAGCCAUUUGGAGGACGUGUACGAUGUGGGUUGGUCGAAAGAUGGCAGUCAGUUGCUGUCGGGCUCUGUCGACAACGUUGCCAUACUUUGGGACGUCAAAAAAGGCGUGAAGCUGCACAUUUUUUCAUCUCAUAGAAGUUAUGUCCAGGGGGUGGGAUUUGAUCCAUUAAGCCGUUAUUUAGUCACUUUCAGUUGCGAUAGGUCCAUGAAAGUUUACCAAAAUGUAGAUUACAAAUUGUUGCAUGACGUUCGAAAAAUUUCGUUAGGAGGCAAAGAAUUCAAAAUCUUUCAUGAUGAUUCCAUGAAAUCAUUCUUCCGAAGGUUGUCGUAUAGUCCUGACGGUCAGCUGUUAGUGGUGCCAUCUGGAAUUAUCGAAAUAACAUCAAACACCAGUGACAACCAGGCAAAUACUAUCAUCAACACCACUUACCUCUUCUCUAGAAGAGAUCUAUCAAAACCUCUCCUACACUUCCCAGUUCCUCAUUCUUGUAAAGCCACAUUGGCGGUCAGAUUCUGCCCCAUUAUCUUCAAGUUGCGAGAUUUCAACAAAAUGUUUGUAAUUUUGCUGCCGCAUAGAUUUGUAUUUGCAGUUGCCACCGAAAAUUCAAUUCUAAUUUAUGACACUCAGCAGCCAACUCCCAUGUUCUCCGUCUCCAACGUGCACUACGAUAUCCUUAGUGACCUGACUUGGUCGUCCGAUGGCAGGCUGUUGAUUGCAUCCUCCGUUGAUGGCUACUGCACCUUGAUAAGAUUUCUUGAUGGGGAUUUGGGUGAAGUGAUCAGUAGUAACAUAACACCUGAACAGUUUUGUGUUGCUGAAUCAAUGGAAAUUGUACAAAAUGAUCAGGUUGGAUUUUAA